This is a messenger RNA of Pseudopipra pipra, 2113 nucleotides long. RefSeq names its product selectin P ligand (gene SELPLG). Lineage: Eukaryota; Metazoa; Chordata; Aves; Passeriformes; Pipridae. The record is from RefSeq and is a predicted model, not a curated record. Gene Ontology annotation, cellular component: plasma membrane. The coding region runs from base 17 to 1912 and encodes 631 amino acids. Gene Ontology annotation, biological process: leukocyte tethering or rolling. The transcript has 2 exons.
GAGCCCGUUCCUGCGGAUGUUCUCUUGCAGCACCUUCCUGCGGCUGCAGCCGCGCCUCCCGCCCGGUGCCCGCGCUCAGGGCGGGGGUUUCCUGUCGUGCCGACACCACGAGGCCGGGACAACACCCAACAGCCCCCGCAGCCCCCUGAGAGCCCCUCAGGACACCCUGGGCACGGUGCUGAGAGAAGGACCCCGGUACAAGGGCUCUGCAAAGCAUCGUCAGGCCCUCACUCUCCUCCUCCUCGUGUGUAAAGGCAUUUCCCUCAUUGGGCUACCCUCAUGUUCUCUCUCAGGGCACCAUGACCCCCUCCCCGGCCGUGCCCACACGGUGCCCGAGGGGUGGCAGCCCUGGCACCAGGUUUGUGUCACUUCUGCUUUCAGGGUGACACCAGCCCCGACGCAGCAGCUCCUCGGGGCCGCCGGUGGGGCCGGGCCGGGGGCUCCCACCGGGCACCGGAGACACGGCGAGGGCGAGAGGCCCCUCUUUGGGGCGCACCCCACCCCCUGCCACCCUCCCCGGUGGGUGCCCGCAGCCCCACUCUCAAUGACGUCCUUCCCCCGCCGCUCUCCGAAACCGCAGCCGCCCAUCUGCGCUCCUUCCCUUCCCCGCCCGGGAGGUGCAGGGGAGGGUGGCCCACGACACCCUACGGGUGCCGGUGCCAGGGCUGCCCUCGCCCCCCGUGCGGGGCCCUCGCCGGUGGAUCCCGUCACCGCUGCAGCUUCGGAUCCCGCGAUGUCCCCGGCACAGGUCCCGAUGGCGCCGGGCCGGGCUGUGCUGGUGCUGCUGGUGGUGCUGGUGGUGCUGGUGCUGAGCCCCCCGCAGGUGUGCGGGGCUGCGCUGGAGCCGGGGCCGGGGCAGCCCCGGGGCGGGCAGUGGCUCUGGGAGGCGGCCGGGCGGGCGCUGCCCCUCUCCCGCGGGAAGAGGGACGAUGGUGGGCAGGACCUCGGUGCCACCGCAGCCACACCGGGGCACAGCCACGCUGCCACCGCGCUGAUCAGCAGUGACCAGCCCGAGGGCGGCUCUGUGCCACCACCAGCACCCAGCACCAACGCCAGCCUGCUCCAGGUGCCAACCACAGCCCAUCCCGUGGAUGAGACUGAUUCCCCUGGUCCCGACCUGCUCCUGAGCUCUGCACCACCACCAGCAGUGCCUGGCAGCAACGUCAGCCUGCUCUGGGCACUCACAGUGUCAACCACAACUGAUCCCGUGGAUGAGACCGACUCCCCCAAUCCCGACCAGCUGCUGAGCUCUGCACCACCGUCCCCCAGCACCAACGCCAGCCUGAACCAGGCACUCACAGUGCCAGCCACAGCCACUCCCAUGGAUGAGACUGAUUCCCCUGAUCCCGACCUGCUGCUGGGGCCUGGCACGUCGGCUGCUCCCCAAAGGAGCAUCAGCACCACCCCCAGCUGGCUCACACCACCUGGCAAGGAGGGGACAGUGGCUGGUGGCACGGACAGCACCUCCUCCACAGGGCCACCCUCAACAGCCCCCCCAGCCCUCGGCCCCACCACCACGGGGUACAGGAAAGUCAAGAAAGCCGGAACUCCCCCUGCACCGACCCGUUCGGCCCCUGGGGACACGACACCGACGGGCACCGCGGUGCCCUGGGACCCCAGCGGGGUGAUGGGCAAGUGCCUGCUGGCCAUCCUGCUGCUGGGGCUGGUGGCCGCCACCUUCCUGGUGAGCACGGGGGUGCUGGGGGCGCUGCUGUGGCGGCGGGCGCGGACGGGGCACCGCCGGCUCAGCCGCACCGAGAUGGUUUGUAUCUCGUCCCUCUUGGCCGACGCCGAGGCGGCCGCGGGGCCCCGGCCUGUCCCCGCCCGGCGGCACAAGCGGCUGCACGACGGCAGCGCCGAGCCCGACGGGGACAACCUGACUCUCAGCAGCUUCCUGCCGGAGCAGUCCUGAGCCCCGGGAUGGGUCCUGCAUCCCACAGUGCUGGGGGACCGGCGGCAGUGCCAGGGGCAUGUGCCUGAUCCCCAGACGAGCCACAGGCAGGGGACUCCCGUCCCCUCGGGUUCAUGUUUUCGCUUGGACCGGCGUGAUGGAGCCGCUUCCCCCGCGGCGAGCUCAGCCCUCGAGGCUGAUCCCAUUAAAGUGUUACGCGGA